Suillus clintonianus is the source of this 1247-nucleotide messenger RNA. Its product is annotated as kinase-like domain-containing protein. Gene Ontology annotation, cellular component: cytoplasm. The record is from RefSeq and is a predicted model, not a curated record. The transcript is spliced from 5 exons. Lineage: Eukaryota; Fungi; Basidiomycota; Agaricomycetes; Boletales; Suillaceae. Bases 238 to 960 code for a protein of 240 amino acids. Gene Ontology annotation, biological process: intracellular signal transduction; protein phosphorylation. Gene Ontology annotation, molecular function: protein serine/threonine kinase activity; ATP binding.
ACGGUUCACUUGGAAAGCAGUUUGGGUUGAACAACUUGUCCUACCAGACAGCUGGCUUCUGCCAAGCUUCUCCUUUAACUGAAUUUCUUGCCAAUCUGUGAACUACUAGAUCUGUGGCCUUUGAAUCACAAAGCACAACUUGCUAAUGCCUAUAACGAACUCGGGAAGGAGCUCUCCUCGAGCAAGAUCAGGGUAGUCGGAAACUACCGUACCCUUGGAAAGGUCAUCGGUGAGGGUAUGGCGUACGGCAAGGUUCGCUUGGGCACUCACCGUCUCACCUCUACCAGAGUCGCCAUAAAACAAAUACCAAAGGCAAUGUCUGCCUCCCUCACCCGCGAAAUACACCACCACCGCCGACUUCGCCACCCUCGUGUCACUCAGAUGUAUGAAAUCAUUGCCACCGAAUCUCACAUCUGGAUCGUCACAGAACUCUGUUGUGGUGGCGAGCUGUUUGAUCAUCUUGCUGAGAAAGGUCGCUGGUCCGAACACGAAUCCAGUAUCAUUUCCGGUCAGCUCGUGCUUGCAGUUGCAUAUCUCCACGAGAAGGGCAUCGUCCACCGAGAUCUGAAGCUUGAAAAUGUCUUACUUGAUGAGCGCUGUCGCGUCAAACUUGGCGACUUUGGCUUUACUCGCGAGUAUGAUCAUGACGUCUAUAUGGAGACUUUUUGCGGUACUACCGGAUAUGCGGCCCCUGAGAUGUUUCAAGGCAAGCGUUACCUCAGCCCAGAGGUUGAUGUUUGGUCCAUGGGUGUGAUUCUCUACUGUCUUCUAGCUGGCACACUUCCGUUUGAUGAUGAUGACGAAGCGGUCAUGAAAGACAAGGUCAUUCAAGGCAAAUAUGAAGACCCUGAAUGGCUCUCCACAGACGCCUGUGAUCUGAUCCGCAGCAUUCUCGAGGUUGACCCUGCCAAGCGUCUGACGAUCCAACAAAUUCUGGCCUCUCCUCCCGCCCGCCUCUGACCAAGUCAUCCUUGGUGUCAAUAAUGUUCCUGCAUCCCCAUCACCUGUCCGCGAUACCUUUAUUCUCCCUGUGAAAUCUGUCGUGAACACCCAAACACAGGACGCUUUCGAUACUCAGGGAAACGGUAGCCAAACCACGAUUACGGCCGCUGCUCGGCGUUCUCAGCAUCUCAGCAAAGAUAGUAUGACUCGGCAGCCUGACACCGUCAUCGAAGAGGAGCCUGAAUCAGAGAACGUUGUACCAUCCUCUGCAGGGUCGACUACAAACCUCGAUCAGACCCCUAAGG